Lachancea lanzarotensis is the source of this 2028-nucleotide messenger RNA. RefSeq names its product LALA0S04e07778g1_1 (gene YVC1). The record is from RefSeq and is a predicted model, not a curated record. Lineage: Eukaryota; Fungi; Ascomycota; Saccharomycetes; Saccharomycetales; Saccharomycetaceae. Bases 1 to 2028 code for a protein of 675 amino acids. The transcript has a single exon.
AUGCCGUCGUAUUUACUCCCCACUUCAAACGGGGUCGAUUGGUCUUGUGAACAGCCUCCUAGCUACGAUGUGCCAAAUUCAAGACAAAUCUUGCGCAUAUGUGUCAAUCUGAAAUAUCUCAUUGACAAAGUGGUACCAAUCCUUUACGAUGAGAAACUUAUCAUGUGCGACCAUUCCCGGAUCUUAAAUCUGCACGUCAUUACCUUAGCGAAAGAAGCUUGUGGCGGGAAAAAAGACGAUCCUAAGUCGCUUCACAAGUAUCAAUCGGUGGUGAUUUUCUCUCUUUUGAAGGUCUGCAGUUGGAAUUGGGAGCUCGCUGCAAGUGAGCUGCACAAUGCCGAACUUUAUUAUUUAAGAGCUUCGGCAGCACAACAAUUGUGCAAGCUGAUCAUCGAACAAGACGAGACCCGUGACGCACAGUUUUUGUUCAUCCAGAUGCUUUGUCAACGGUACGUGAUUAACGAAAACGACGAAGAUUCCGUGGCACAAAACGCUUUGGAGCUUGCCAUGGACAUGCAUUGCACCACCGUCAUAGGUUCCAGUGGCUACCAAAGGUGUCUUAAAUGGCUUUGGCGCGGUUGGAUUGUCCAGAAUAAGUACGACAGCAAAUCGUAUGUGAUUUGCGACUCGGUUUCGUCAUCGAAGUUCACAAGUCAUUUUCAUCCGGACCGCUUGAAAACCCCAAUGUAUCAAAACAUCAUCACUAUAAUCUUCUCCUUCGUGUUUCUGGUGCUCUAUACCAUUGUGGUCAAUGGGAAGGACUCUCAAGAAGUACAAGGCAUAGACUUCUUGGAAGGUGUUUUCUAUUUCUUCAUGUUGGGAAGCAUUUUUGAUGAAAUCUCUAAAUGCUACCAUGUGGGUUGGUCAUAUCUUGGGUUCUGGAACUCUUUCAAUGACACCAUGUACUUCAUUAUUUCAACUUCAAUGAUUCUGAGAGUGAUUAGUGUUAGUCCUAUUCAGACGCGCUACCCAGCAGAGUAUUGGGAUAAGAUAUCUUAUCGGAUACUUUCUUGUGCGGCGCCUAUGGUAUGGACUCGACUCCUCCUCUACUUGGAGUCAAGCCGUUUCGUCGGUGCUCUGCUCGUUGUCCUCAAACAUAUGAUGCAGGAAUCGAUCGUCUUUUUUUUCUUACUUCUCCUGAUCGUCCUUGGAUUUAUGCAGGGCUUCAUCGGCUUGGACUCUUCCGAUGGUAACCGAGAGAUCACCUGGCCCACCAUUUCCAACCUGCUGCGAACCGUGCUAGGCGCAGGUAGUUUUGAUAUGUUUGACGAUUUUGCCCCACCUUUCGCAUCUAUUCUUUACUACUCCUACUCUUUCGUCGUCUCCGUGAUUCUGCUCAACAUCCUCAUUGCAUUGUACAGUACCGCAUACGAUAAGGUCAUCGAUAACUCAGUUGAUGAAUACAUGGCUUUGAUGGCUCAGAAAACACUACGUUAUAUCAGAGCUCCUGACGACGACGUUUACGUUCCUCCCUUGAAUUUGGUGGAGGUUUGUUUGUCUCCAUUUUUGCAUUUCAUGCCUCGGAAGAUGGCCAAAAGGGUGAGCACAUUCGUGCUGACGAUUCUUUAUUUCCCUAUGUUGUUUGUUGUUGCUGUUAAAGAGGUUAGGGAAGCAAAACGCGUGUGCUACAAUAGAAUGAAAAAGCAAGAAGAUGAUGCUAAUGAGUCAGAUGUGGCAUGGGAUCUCACUGAUGGUUAUGUCGAUGAUGCGGAUGGUUGGAUUCCCAGAGGUAAUACAUCUGGCAUCGCUGCUACUCAAAAGAAAAACAAAAGAACUCUCAAACUGCAGAAAGAAGCCGAACUCUCAGACCCGGACUUCAGAGUGAAGCCUGACUGGUUCAAAAGUGUUAAGUGCAGCGUUCAGCCUGUUGAUAAUGGGUUCAGAUCCGGUAUAGGUUGGGAAUCCUACGAUCUGUACCGCGAAAUCACCAAACAGAGAGAAGAAUCCGACAAACAAACCGAAAUGAUUCAGACUCUGACUAAGAUGGUAAAGGACUUAUCCAUUCGCUUGGAUUCUCAAGAGAAAUAA